CAACGAAUUGCCAGACGGCAGUCCGCUUGACCGGUCGAUUCAUUUUCUUUUCUGCCAUCAUUCUCUUUCUUCUCAUUAGGAGCCAGGAAUAACCACCCUGCAAUGCCCCAACCCAGUCUGCGCCUCCUCCGAGCCGCCCCCGAUUUCCGCGCUCUCCGCUCCGUCCUCGACACCCUCAAAGAAGCCGACCACCACUACGCCCAACAAGAGCAGCACAACAUCGAAGACCGGUCGCUGCGCAUGCAGCAACUCUUCUCCCCGGACGGAGCCCGUCUUAGGAAGCAACAACAACAACAACAACAACCAUACCACCAACAAGACGAACCAGACCAGCACCGACACCACCACGACCCCAACUCCUUUUCUCGACGACCAGAAACCCAACUCCCCCUGGACCAACGCGACCACAUCCCCGACUGGCACCGGAACAAAAUCGGCUACAUCCCCUCCACCUGGCACGCCUCGUCGCUCCAGAUCUCGCGCAUUCCGGCACAUGUCCUAACCAGCACGUAUUUUACGCUUCCGUGGACGGAUGGGGAAGAGGGGGAGGAGGGGGAUAGCAGCCCCCACACGCAAGACAACAACAACAACACCCCCUCUGCACGCGAGGGUCGCAGUCCCCAUCUCCAUCCCCAUCCCCCUCCCCAAGCGCAAGACGAUGCCACACUCGCGCGCAAAGUCGGCCGGUACGCGCGGGGACGACACAGCCUCUACGCGCGUGACCACCGGGCCGAUCCCUUCGCGCGCACCUGGCGGCAGCAUAUCGCGCUCGGGUAUGUGGUGCAAUGGGACGAGUGGCAGCGGGUGUUCAUGGCGCCCUUGCUGCUGAAACAGUUUACGGAUAUCGCGAGGGGGAAGGCGCGGGCGGGGCAGUUUGGUGGGGAGGUUAAUUUGGUGUUGCUUGGCGUCGGCGAAUUGUCUCUCAAGGAUCCACGACCCCCAGACCUAGACAAUAAUCGGUUGCCCGCGGAGUUGGAAGGUAUUGAGGAGACAGUACGGCGUUCCCCGGUCGGACGGAAAAAGAGAAGCCCCUUCGCCCCGCCCGUCACGGCUUCGCUGGGGGUGUUGUUGGUGGGGGAGCGCAGAGGCCGGAACGUGUUGCUCGGGUGGGAGGUGUGGCAGGGGGACGGGGAGGACUGGAGGUCGUAUACGGUCAAAGGCGAUGUGUGGGAGUACUGGGACCAGCAGAGGAGGUGGGAGGCGGGGGAGUUGGAAAUGCAGGAUGAGGAUGCCAGGGAGGUCGCGUCUGUCUGGGAUGUGGUGAGGGAUGAUGUGGAUAAGCGGGGGAAGCAUAGAAGUAGACGACAAAAGACGUAGAUGAUGAUUUCGGGGUGGUCUUUGUAUAACAUUUGUGAUGGAUAACCGUGG
Messenger RNA from Aspergillus saccharolyticus JOP 1030-1, 1368 nucleotides. RefSeq lists its product as uncharacterized. The transcript is spliced from 2 exons. NCBI's taxonomy places the organism in Eukaryota, Fungi, Ascomycota, Eurotiomycetes, Eurotiales, Aspergillaceae. The record is from RefSeq and is a predicted model, not a curated record. The coding region runs from base 103 to 1317 and encodes 404 amino acids.